Clarias gariepinus (North African catfish) is the source of this 1485-nucleotide messenger RNA. RefSeq names its product guanine nucleotide binding protein (G protein), beta polypeptide 4a (gene gnb4a). Gene Ontology annotation, biological process: G protein-coupled receptor signaling pathway. Gene Ontology annotation, cellular component: heterotrimeric G-protein complex; cytoplasm. Gene Ontology annotation, molecular function: protein binding; signaling receptor complex adaptor activity. Lineage: Eukaryota; Metazoa; Chordata; Actinopteri; Siluriformes; Clariidae. The transcript is spliced from 10 exons. The coding region runs from base 244 to 1266 and encodes 340 amino acids. The record is from RefSeq and is a predicted model, not a curated record.
UGGUAAUCCCGGUAUGAAUUGGUCAGAUUCGCGUCAAAAUUUGGCGCCUGAGGCCUUGUUGUUUUUGUGGAUAUACCAAACGACGCAAACAAACUAACAAUGAGCGCUGUGUAUUUUUAAAACAAUUCACUAAAGCAUGCUCGGGAACUGACGGAACGUGUGGCGGAUCUUAAGAGCUAUCAACAGCCUGCGUGAUCAUCAGCGUGAGAAGUGCAGUGGGAGUGGAGCCCUGAGCGGAGGAUCAUGAGCGAGCUGGAGCAGUUGCGGCAGGAGGCCGAGCAGCUGCGCAAUCAGAUCCGAGAUGCCAGGAAAGCAUGCAGCGACUCCAGUUUGUCCCAGAUCACAGCUGGACUGGAUUCAGUGGGGAGGAUCCAGAUGCGCACGAGACGAACCCUGCGGGGCCAUUUAGCCAAAAUCUACGCAAUGCACUGGGCUACUGAUUCCAGGCUACUAGUGAGCGCAUCUCAAGAUGGAAAGCUCAUCAUAUGGGACAGCUACACAACAAACAAGAUCCACGCCAUCCCCCUGCGCUCCUCCUGGGUUAUGACAUGUGCCUACGCUCCGUCUGGGAAUUACGUAGCAUGCGGAGGCCUGGACAACAUCUGCUCCAUCUAUAGCCUGAAAACCCGCGAGGGCAAUGUCAGAGUCACCAGAGAACUGCCCGGGCACACGGGAUAUUUAUCGUGUUGUCGAUUCUUGGAUGACAGUCAGAUUGUCACCAGCUCCGGAGACACCACAUGCGCUCUGUGGGACAUAGAAACCGGUCAGCAGGCCACCAUCUUCUCAGGCCACAGUGGAGACGUGAUGAGUCUGUCUCUAAGUCCAGACUCCAGGAGCUUCGUAUCAGGAGCCUGCGACGCCACGUCUAAACUCUGGGACAUCCGAGACGGCAUGUGCAGGCAGUCCUUCACUGGGCACGUCUCCGACAUCAACGCCGUUUGUUUCUUCCCUAACGGCAACGCGUUUGCGACCGGCUCAGACGACGCCACAUGUCGCCUUUUCGACCUGCGCGCCGACCAGGAGCUCAUGAUGUACUCCCACGACAACAUCAUCUGCGGCAUCACGUCCGUGGCUUUCUCCAAGAGCGGCCGUCUGCUCCUCGCCGGCUACGACGACUUCAACUGCAACGUCUGGGACACGCUGAAGGGAGAGCGCGCAGGCGUUCUCGCCGGACACGACAACAGGGUGAGUUGUUUAGGGGUGACUAACGAUGGCAUGGCCGUGGCCACCGGCUCAUGGGACAGCUUCCUCAGGAUAUGGAACUGACCUGAGUGGACAGGACUGGAGGUUGUUGCGCCACUCUGACCAAUCACGGUCACUGUAGCGGCCUGCUUCGACAGAGGAAGCCCUUUACACCCCCACCCCCCUCCUCUCUUUUAUUCUUUCUUUUUUCCAGUUGAUCUACUCUUCCUAAAUCUUUUCCCUAAGGCUACGUCACUGAUCCCAUUCCUGGUGUCCACAGGGCGGAGCUCUGGGGACCCCCCC